AUGAAUAUCGUAAUUGUCGGAGCUGGCAUCGCUGGUCUAGCCUCAACACUGGCUCUCACCAAAUGGCUCCCGGAAAGUCCACACAUUACUGUUGUUGAAGUCCGCCCACAGCCGUCAACAAUCGGCGGCGCUGUUGGACUGACGCCGAAUGCCCUGCGUUGCCUGCACCACCUUGGAGCGCUACCACGGAUUCGAGCAAGGGGGGUGGGGACGGACAUAGAUAAGAUCGAGCUGUUCACAAUCUACACUGGCGCCAGACUUGGUGAGAUCACCUUCACCGGCGAGGGUGGUGUCGGAGUUGGCGACCCUGCCUUCAAGGGACUCAGAAUCCUACGCGCAGACUUGGUCCAGUCACUUACAGAGACUGUCAAGGCACUGGACAACGUCAAGCUGGAGUAUGGCUGCAAACCAGUCCAGAUCGUUGAGGCGGGUGAGAAGGUGACAGUCCAGCUAGACGACGGUCGAACACUAUGCGCGAAUCUGGUUCUUGGGUGCGACGGGAUACAUUCCUUCGUCAGAGCCAACCUUGUUGACGGCGAGAGGACACCACUAUACACCGGCAUAGCUGCAGUAUUUGGAUUUGCAGACCUGGAGGAGGGAGCAAAAGUUCCAUGGAAAGACACAGGACUGUGCCAGUCACAACGCGGCAGUCUCAUGACCACCUACUACGAGCCAACUAGGAAAAAACAGUUCGUGGCAGCCAUCACUGAGACCGCGGACGUUGCGUCGAGAGAAGGUUGGUUGGCCCGGGGCACAGAACAGAAGAGGAUUGAGCAGGAUGUAAAAGGUCGAUUUGGCGGCGGCGCCAUUGAAUUCCUCGAUCCCCUCAUCUCAGCAACAGGUCAUUGGACUCUCUAUCCCGUCUACAAACUCGCACCACGGGGCAACUGGUGCUCGAAACGCACGAUGCUCUUGGGGGAUGCCGCACACGCAAUGCCCCCUCAAGGCGAAAGUACAGCAUAUGCCUUGGAAGAUGCCAUCUUGUUUGCCCGAGCCAUGAGAUCCAAAUUGGAUUGUGGAUUGGACGAAGUCUUCCGCACAUAUCAAAACGUCAGGAGGGCAAACAUUGACAGGGCCUACGAUGAAGCCGCCUUUGGUUGGGAAACACAGAAAGACUGUGGCUGGUUCACGUUCCUGCUGAGAAGCUGGGGGACCAGCCUCUAUUUGUGGUGGACCGCAUCUGCAAGACAGAGGAGAUAUCGUGAAGAUGUCGCCACCAUGGCCCUGGGCUAG
Molecule: messenger RNA, 1233 nt
Organism: Fonsecaea multimorphosa CBS 102226
Lineage: Eukaryota; Fungi; Ascomycota; Eurotiomycetes; Chaetothyriales; Herpotrichiellaceae
Exons: 1
Coding region: 1-1233 (410 amino acids)
Molecular function (GO): FAD binding; monooxygenase activity
Source: RefSeq, a predicted model, not a curated record